ACUCAAGAGUACAAGCCCCGCCCACCGCACGAACAACGCUGUUUGCUCCGGUAGAGAAACACUUGAAUACACUUCAAAGACACGCAUUUCUCGGACAUUUUCUCCGGAGAGCCCUUUCGUGUAGGAAAAUGCAUUCGGGUCAGCUUGAGAAAACGGGUUCACUGAGGAAACGGACUCUCUCUCGAGGGAUGAGCGAAGACGAGUCUCUUCGGCACAUAAUCAGAGAGGCAGAAGAGUCGAGCAGACACCUGUCACGCAGCGACAGCAGAUACGGCUCGUUAAAAAGAGGACAAAGAGAAGAAAGCCAAAGUGAAGAUGAGCCGCUUUCUGAGAACAUAGAAAUGACGGAUGAGGACUGUGUGCAGGAGCUGCGGACGCUCUCGCUCCAGCAGGACGCUCUUCUGUUCCAGGUGGACUGUCUUCAGGACGCGCUCGAGGGCGCGGAGGAGAUGCUCGCCGAAACACAGAGAGAGACGCAUCAGCUCACCAUGGAGCUGGAGCGAGAGAGAACGAUGAGGAGGAAGCUGGAGGACAUGCUUGCCUCAUUAAUGCAGGAGAUGGAGAGGUUAAGAGAGGAAAGAAAAGCUGAGCAGCUUCAGGCGAGACAUGCGGGGCCUGUCUGGAUUCAGGGAACUCCAGAAGGAACUUCGGUGGACCGAGAGGAAACGCCGCUCUCAGACAGCAGAGGCGCUCCAGCGCAUCUGAAUGCAGCCCCAGUGUUACAUUUGAAAAAAUUGGUCAACCAUUCAUUGAGUCAAUCAGUGUCUGAUAAUCAAAGGCAUGAAGCUCCGGCUGGGGAGGAUAAUGAUGAGAGCAGUGGCUAUGAGGACGCGCCGUCAGAGUUCUCGCCCUGUCCGUCCACUCCAGACUUAGACGAAGAUGAUGGGAUGAAUACUGGGCAGCCCAGGAUCCGUUCAAAUGAAGAUUCUUGUGCUCUCUCUUGAGUCAUUUCUAAAAAGGUUCUGAUGAA
Messenger RNA from Megalobrama amblycephala (Wuchang bream), 970 nucleotides. RefSeq names its product leucine-rich repeat flightless-interacting protein 2. The coding region runs from base 129 to 944 and encodes 271 amino acids. The transcript is spliced from 6 exons. The record is from RefSeq and is a predicted model, not a curated record. Lineage: Eukaryota; Metazoa; Chordata; Actinopteri; Cypriniformes; Xenocyprididae.